Molecule: messenger RNA, 1404 nt
Organism: Plutella xylostella (diamondback moth)
Lineage: Eukaryota; Metazoa; Arthropoda; Insecta; Lepidoptera; Plutellidae
Molecular function (GO): nucleic acid binding
Source: RefSeq, a predicted model, not a curated record
AAGUACAUAAUACAGGGUGGGCCAGCGAAAAGUUUAAAUUUAAACUUCAAUUCCCGCGCAAACCUGUGGCGCGCGGUUUGCGGGGAGGGGUCAAGCGUGUAGCUCGUUUCUCGGAAAUUUAGUCGCGAUGGAUCGGUUCACGGGGCCGCAGCGCGCCUUUUGCGUGAAGCAAUUUUAUUUAAACCAUUUUUCGCCCACUAUUGUAAGGCGUUUGUUUCGCUCUGAGUACGACUUACACGACCUAAAUCUAUGUCCGAGUGUAGUUUUAAUAAAGAAAUGGGUUGAGAAGUUCGAAGAGACGGGAUCCACACUAAAUAUGAAACGAGAAGGCACCACACGGACUACCAGGAGUGAAGAGAAUGUUCUGCGAGUUUCGGAUUCAGUUCGACAAAAUCCAGAUUUAUCGACGCGCAAACGUUCAGCUGAAUUAGGAAUACCACGCACAUCUGUACGCCGUAUUUUGAAAUUAGAUCUGAAAUUACAUCCAUAUAAGAUUCAGUUGGUGCAGGAAUUGAAGCCUAAUGAUUUAAAUUUACGCAAACUUUUUGCUGAAACAAUGUUAGAGCGCUUCAAAAGCUUCAACAACAUCUUGUUUUCUGACGAAGCCCACUUUCACUUGAACGGUCAUGUUAAUAAACAGAACUGCAGGUAUUGGAGUACAGAAAAUCCCAAAGCUAAGCAUGAGAGACCUCUUCAUUCGCCUAAGGUGACAGUAUGGGCAGCAAUUUCGUCUAAAGGAAUCAUUGGUCCUUAUUUCUUUGAAGAUUCUCGCGGCCGUACGAUCACUGUCAACUCAGCUGAGUAUGUGAAAAUGUUACGUGAGUUUCUGUCCCCUCAGCUACAGGAAUUUGAUGGAUACAACAGUCGAACGUGGUUCCAGCAAGACGGAGCCACUUGCCACACCUCAAACGAGUCCCUGCCGGUGGUUAAAGAGCUGUUCUCGAAAAAGCUGAUUUCGCGGAGAGGUGAUAUCCCCUGGCCACCCAGGAGCCCUGACCUGUCACCAGCAGAUUUUUUUCUAUGGGGAUACCUAAAACAGCGUGUGUACAACCAUAAACCAAGGGCACUACGUGAAUUAAAAGAAAAGAUUAGGGAAGAGAUGGCGGCAAUACCAAAGGCUCUAUGCGACAGAGUAUUGACAAAUUUCCAUUCUCGUUUGCAAGAAUGCCUAAGUCGCGACGGUGGUCAUUUAAACGAUAUUAUUUUUAAAAAAUAAAUUCCCAUCUUUUGACUUUAUAAUAAAAAAAGAAUUUUUAAAAUAUUACCUGUAGUUUUUUUUCUGUGAUUUUUUUAAAUUUAAACUUAUCACUGGCCCACCCUGUACUAUUUGCAGGUUCAUGGAAAAGUAUUCGGCGGCAAAAAUGGGCAAAGAGCCAGACCUAAGCGAUUACAAAGAGUUCAAGC